CAACAAAUGAUGAUGAUUGUGAUGAAUCAUUAACCAUUUUAGAUCAUACAGGUGUACCAACGUUCGAAUGUGCAAUUUGUAUGGAACAAGGACCACAAGUUCUUUGGUUAAGAUCACCAAUGAAUAUUGAUGAUACGACUAAUGAUUUUAUUAUUAAUUUUCCAUUACAACAAAAUAAUAAAUUACAUGAUUGUAUUGUUGCUAAUCCAGUUUGUGGUUAUUGUGCCAAAGCAUAUAUUAAUGCUACAUUGACAAGUAAUAAUACAUUGCAAACACUUUAUCGUGAACUAUGUUCAGGUUUUAUUCCUCUUAAUUGGUCAACAAAAACAAAUCUAAAAUAUGCUAAUUAUAUUCUUUAUCGUACAUUAACUGGAAAUAAAAUUCUUCAUCAUGUAUCAAUGUUACUUUUAGCUUUAGUUGAUGAUAUGAAAAUGAAUUGGUUUAAUGAACAAACAAAGAUUUAUUUCAUUCGAGAAUUAGUUAGUAAUAUUUAA
Molecule: messenger RNA, 494 nt
Organism: Rotaria sp. Silwood1
Lineage: Eukaryota; Metazoa; Rotifera; Eurotatoria; Philodinida; Philodinidae
Source: the annotation of a GenBank genome assembly